Molecule: messenger RNA, 1171 nt
Organism: Tribolium castaneum (red flour beetle)
Lineage: Eukaryota; Metazoa; Arthropoda; Insecta; Coleoptera; Tenebrionidae
Gene: RnpS1
Product: RNA-binding protein S1
Exons: 3
Coding region: 158-1093 (311 amino acids)
Biological process (GO): mRNA splicing, via spliceosome
Cellular component (GO): nucleoplasm; cytoplasm; ASAP complex
Molecular function (GO): RNA binding
Source: RefSeq, a predicted model, not a curated record
CAGCGCUACCAACAUCAAGUGGUCGUAGUAGCGUCGUUUUGCUAAUUUUCCACAAUUACACAGUUUUUCAUGUAGUUUUCAUACUUCCGCGUUAAUACAGUGAAAGGUUUUAGUUCUAAACUUGUCCCGACUUUACAGGAAUCAAGAAUAGUCAGAAAUGGCAAAAAUAGGUUCUGAUACGGAAAAGGACGACAAGGAUAAGAAGAAAGAACGUGGUAGGGACCGUAAACGGAAGAGUGAGUCUGGUUCAAGCAGCAGCGAUAGCAGCAGAAGUUCUUCCGACAGUAGCUCGUCCAGCUCGCGCUCUUCGAGCAGUUCCAGUUCGGGCAGCAGUUCCCGCUCGAGCAGUUCCUCCUCGGAGUCCUCAAGCUCAAGCAGCGAUAAAGACCGCAGUCGCCCCAAACGCCGUUCGCGCUCCACCAGCAAACCCACCCGACGCAGCAAAGAGCGCAAAGACAAAGACAAGGAAAAGGAGAAGGAAAAAGAUGUCAAAAAGGACGAUAAAGACGAGGUCAAAGACAAAGACGUCAACAAUCGCAAAUCCCCAGCGAAAGACGACAAAAACCACACCCGUGGCAAGUCUCGUUCGCGCUCGCGCUCAGACCGGCGCAAAAGGCGUCGCAGGUCCCCCACGCCACGCCCCACGAAAAUCCACAUUGGGCGUUUAACACGCACCAUCAACAGGGAGCACAUUAUGGAGAUUUUCGGGACGUAUGGACCAAUCAAACAUGUGGAUUUCCCCAAAGACCACAUCCACCCACACUUGGGGCGGGGCUUCUGCUACGUGGAGUUCACCAAUGCGGACGAUGCCGAAAACGCGAUGAAACACAUGGAUGGGGGGCAAAUUGAUGGACAGGAGAUCACGGCGGCUCCGGUGCUUGUACCCAAGCCGAGACCGCCCCCCAUGAGGCGCAGCCCCAUGCCGAUGCAUAUGAGGAGGCCUCCGCCCCACAGACGCACCCCGCCCAGAUUCCGGAGGCGGAGCCCCAUGCGACCGAUGAGGAGGAGCCCGCCGAGGAGGCGCCCCCAUUCCAGGAGCCCCCCGCCCAGGCGCAGGAAGCACAGCCGCUCCAGUUCGAGCAGUUCCAGAUGAUUUUUUCGAUUUUAAUUUUUUAAGGUAUUGUAAUGCGUGAAAAGGAAUAAAACCGGAAUUAAGGUAUUGAUAAUCAAA